This is a messenger RNA of Mycena citricolor, 353 nucleotides long. The record is from the annotation of a GenBank genome assembly. Lineage: Eukaryota; Fungi; Basidiomycota; Agaricomycetes; Agaricales; Mycenaceae.
UGACUACAAGCGCUCCGGCGCCGCGUGGUGAUGGCAGUCACAAGUGGGGCUGGUCGACCGCGGCGCGAUAUCCGCAAGACAUCCGCUGGGCCACUGCUGGGCCUCCGCACACCACCGCCAGACCACCGCACACCACCGCUGGGCCACCGCCAGAUAUCCGCCAGACAUCCGCUGGGCCUCCGCAGACCUCCGCCAGACCUCCGCUGGGUGCGGCGCCGCUUCAAGUGGGCCUCCGCCGGAUUCGAACCUGACACAUCGUUGAUGUCGGGAACGACGACAUCCGCUACCUGUCCCCUACGACGCACGGGCACAACUUACAUGUAACUACCUACUGACAUACAUCCAGUAGCCGU